Messenger RNA from Austrofundulus limnaeus, 2466 nucleotides. RefSeq names its product tumor necrosis factor receptor superfamily member 3. The transcript has 10 exons. Lineage: Eukaryota; Metazoa; Chordata; Actinopteri; Cyprinodontiformes; Rivulidae. The record is from RefSeq and is a predicted model, not a curated record. The coding region runs from base 1164 to 2159 and encodes 331 amino acids. Gene Ontology annotation, molecular function: protein binding.
AAAUGAGUUUCCUCCACAGGGUGUCUACGCUCUCYAUUUGAGAUAGGGUGAGAAGCUCAGUCAUCCAGGAGGCGAAUUGCUCUAAAUUGUCAAUUCAUUCUCCCAUCCUGAGCAAGCACAGGGCAGCGGGCGACAGUGGAGUGGAAUGACUCCCUUCYAACAGGAAGUGGCCUAAAGAAGUACCAGACUCAGGAUGGUCGGCACUUUGACUUUAUUAAACAAAUUGAAAUAAAAGAAUAAACAAUGUUAUGUUCAAAAGAAAAUAAAUUUCAAACAAAGGAAGAACAAUAGUGAGUUAUAUUUACACGUUCAAAGGAGUGUGUUGAAGUAUAAAAUUUACCUCAACCAGUGGGAGUUGAAAGGACAGGAAUGAGACACAGAUAAACAAAGGUUUGGGCUAAAAUGGGAAAAGAAAAAGCAAACAAAAGAGAGAGAUAAUUGCAACAAUGAUUUAAAAAUAUUUAGAGAAAAGUAUCAAAAACAGCAGAAAGAGGAAAAAUGGUCUGUUUUGUAUGCUUUUCUAUUUCUGGCUGAAUUUUUCUUUAAAAUUUGUGCAAACUAACCUUUUUUUCUCUUUUAGAGUCAGUUAAACAACUCUGCAUGGAGCACAUGAACAAACUGACAUCAAAAAUGCCUGAAAAUAUGACCAAAUCAGUAACAAAAACCACUUGCUGCUAUCACAAARAUCUUUUCUUCCAUCAUGUCAGUGUAUCAGCUGUGCAGAGUGUGUCUUUCUGGAUUAUUAUUUUUUUUGGUCAGAUUUUAGUUUGAGCGGAAAAAUAAUGGGCCUGAUUCCGCAACGUUAGUCAGACGACAUCUCUGCAUGUGAGAAGUCGAAAGUACAAACAUGACAAUAUGAGUGGGCAGGAAGACAGGAAGAGGUAACCCAGGUAAGGAAAUAGUGACACAGGAUGGGUAGAGUGAGUGAGAAGAGGAGGAGGUUAAACUCACCUCGUARAAGUUGACAAAACAAGAAGCAGAAGAGAAGGAGCAUCACGUUUAAGGUAAAGGCUUUUGUUUCAUUGGGGUUGAUUUAAGAUCAGUUUUACAGAUGAUAUCCUGCUUUCUGAAAGUUAUAUUUAUAAACAACCAUGAAAGAAACAUGUACUUAAGAGGUAUUUAUAUUUAUUUGUGUACUUUCUUACAUUUUUCUCUCAAUCAGGAUGGGUUUUGUGCAAUACUUCUUGACUGUGCUGUUGACCGCACAGUUGCUGCUCGCCAUUCCCACGCAGAUGGAGGGGACCUACAGGGAUUCUAAAAGGUUAUGUCAAAAAUGUCCUGCAGGUAAGUUUGCAAAGUCUUGUAACGUGUGUGAACCCUGCCGGGAAGGAACUUWCACGUCUGAGCUGAACAGCGAAGACUCUUGCUUCCCCUGCUUCAGAGACUGCUUGCCAAAAUACCACUUGAGGGUGGUUCAGAACUGCACAAGUACAACCCCGCUGAAGUGUGAGUGCGAGCCCGGGUUCGUAUGCAUCGCAAUGGCCUCAGGUUUAAAAAACUGCAGAACCUGUGAGAGAGUACCGAACACAACUGUAGCGGUUUCGAGUAAACCUGCAUCCUCUCCUCCUUCCUCGGGUCAAACAGAACCCUGCCGGUCCCCAAAAUGUGGCCUUCAGCCAGUCCCAACACCAGAUCCUGGCUCUGGGACCAGUUCUGAUAAAGAACACAGGAAUGCUCAGCUGGCAGCCAUUUUGUGCCCCUUGACUUUUAUUGGAUUUGUUGCCCUCCUCGCCCUGUUCUGCAUCUAUAGCCCCCGAGAUGAAACAUGUUUCAGACAAACUAUCACAAAGCUGUGCAAUGAGAAAGGAAAAGAUGCUCCUAGCACAUCAAAGGAGGCAAUGCAUCAGUUCCCCAAAGACUCAUCCAGUGCAAAGCAGCAGACUUCGUCCUCUUCUGCUGCCAAUUUAGGCCCGGUUCACGUUCACAACCCGGGAACAGUCAUCUUCAGCCUGCUCAGUCAGUUCACGGGUCAGGUCGGCCCGACGAUUCUGGGCGGAAAGAGAGGGGAAGACGAGAAAGACUGUCCGGUGUUUCAUCAUGCGCCCUCGCCCAGUGUUCCUCUCUCCGAGGAGGAGAGGAGCAGCGAGGCGGACAACAUCUUCUUCCCCUCCCAGGAGCAAGGCAAGGACUACCACAUGUCCAAGGAGGAGGUCUUGUGACGUCUCAGAAGUAUCCCACGGGACUUGUUUUUAAAGGAAAUGCUGGCAUUCAGAGAAUUCAAUCUUUUAAAAAAAACAUUACAAAAGUGUAAACUCAACUACAGAGACGUGUAGGGACGAUUCAUCUACCUCUGGAAAACUGACAGCUGCAAUAUUCCCUGCAGGUCCCGGAAAACUCUGUGGAAUGUGAUCUUUUUUGUAAGUUAUUACUCAUCAAACUAUGUAAAUACUUUCAAAUUAGCUGCGUCAGCUAUGGCACUUGUAAACAUUUUGAGUGAAAUAAAUUUUUUAUUGUGAAUAAAGGAAA